Molecule: messenger RNA, 4067 nt
Organism: Urocitellus parryii (Arctic ground squirrel)
Lineage: Eukaryota; Metazoa; Chordata; Mammalia; Rodentia; Sciuridae
Gene: Upf1
Product: UPF1 RNA helicase and ATPase
Biological process (GO): nuclear-transcribed mRNA catabolic process, nonsense-mediated decay
Cellular component (GO): cytoplasm
Molecular function (GO): hydrolase activity; zinc ion binding; RNA helicase activity
Source: RefSeq, a predicted model, not a curated record
UGGCGGCGGCGGCGGCGGUUCCUGCCGGGGGCUCAGAGCGGCGGGCAGCUUUGAGGGGAGCGGCGGCUCUGAGGGAGUCGGCGGCGGCAGCGGCUUGGCGCUCGUGGCUCUCUGCCCAGCUUGCUUCAAGGCAGACGAUUCGGUCCGAACCGGGCGCGCGGGGGCGGCGGCAACCCGAAGCCUGCGGCCUAGGCCUCAGCGCGGCUGCGGGCUCAAGUACUCCGCGUAGCCGGCCUGAGGGCCUUACCCGGCGGCACCAUGAGCGUGGAGGCGUACGGGCCCAGCUCGCAGACGCUCACCUUCCUGGACACCGAGGAGGCUGAGCUGCUCGGCGCUGACACACAGGGCUCCGAGUUCGAGUUCACCGACUUCACCCUCCCUAGCCAGACCCAGACGCCCCCCGGUGGCCCUGGCGGCCCCGGAGGAGGCGGCGCGGGAGGCCCGGGGGGCGCGGGCGCGGGCGCUGCGGCCGGACAGCUCGACGCGCAGGUUGGACCUGAGGGCAUCCUGCAGAAUGGGGCUGUGGACGACAGUGUGGCUAAGACCAGCCAGCUCUUGGCAGAGUUGAACUUCGAAGAAGAUGAAGAAGAUACCUAUUACACAAAGGACCUUCCCAUCCAUGCCUGCAGUUACUGCGGAAUACACGAUCCUGCUUGCGUGGUUUACUGUAAUACCAGCAAGAAGUGGUUCUGUAACGGCCGUGGAAAUACUUCUGGCAGCCACAUUGUAAAUCACCUCGUGAGGGCAAAAUGCAAAGAGGUGACUCUGCACAAGGACGGGCCCCUGGGGGAGACGGUCCUGGAGUGUUACAACUGUGGCUGUCGCAAUGUCUUCCUUCUCGGCUUCAUUCCCGCCAAGGCCGACUCAGUUGUCGUGCUGCUGUGCAGGCAACCGUGUGCAAGCCAGAGCAGCCUCAAGGAUAUCAACUGGGACAGCUCGCAGUGGCAGCCCCUGAUCCAGGACCGAUGCUUCCUUUCCUGGCUGGUCAAGAUCCCCUCUGAGCAGGAACAGCUUCGGGCCCGGCAGAUCACGGCCCAGCAGAUCAACAAGCUAGAGGAGCUCUGGAAGGAAAACCCUUCAGCCACCUUGGAGGACCUGGAGAAGCCGGGAGUGGAUGAGGAGCCGCAGCAUGUCCUCCUGCGGUACGAAGAUGCCUACCAGUACCAGAACAUCUUUGGCCCCCUGGUCAAGCUGGAGGCUGACUAUGAUAAGAAACUGAAAGAGUCGCAGACUCAAGAUAACAUCACGGUCAGGUGGGACCUGGGCCUUAACAAGAAGAGAAUCGCCUACUUCACUUUGCCCAAGACUGACUCUGGUAAUGAGGAUUUAGUCAUAAUUUGGUUAAGAGACAUGAGACUCAUGCAGGGGGAUGAGAUAUGUCUGCGGUACAAAGGGGACCUUGCACCCCUUUGGAAAGGGAUCGGCCACGUCAUCAAGGUCCCUGAUAAUUAUGGCGAUGAGAUCGCCAUUGAACUCCGUAGCAGUGUGGGGGCACCCGUGGAGGUGACUCAUAAUUUCCAGGUGGAUUUUGUGUGGAAGUCAACCUCAUUUGAUAGGAUGCAGAGUGCGCUAAAAACAUUUGCUGUGGAUGAGACCUCCGUGUCGGGCUACAUCUACCACAAGUUGCUCGGCCAUGAAGUGGAGGAUGUGAUCAUCAAGUGCCAGCUGCCGAAGCGCUUCACAGCACAAGGGCUCCCUGACCUCAACCACUCUCAGGUUUAUGCCGUGAAGACUGUAUUGCAGAGACCGCUGAGUCUGAUCCAGGGCCCUCCAGGCACGGGGAAGACGGUAACAUCAGCCACUAUUGUUUACCACCUGGCUCGGCAAGGCAAUGGGCCUGUACUUGUCUGUGCUCCGAGUAACAUAGCUGUGGAUCAACUGACGGAGAAGAUCCACCAGACAGGGCUGAAAGUUGUGCGCCUCUGUGCCAAGAGUCGCGAGGCCAUUGACUCCCCGGUGUCCUUCUUGGCACUGCACAACCAAAUCAGGAACAUGGACAGCAUGCCAGAGCUGCAGAAGCUACAGCAGCUGAAGGAUGAGACGGGGGAACUCUCUUCUGCGGAUGAGAAGCGGUACCGGGCCCUGAAGCGCACGGCUGAGAGAGAGCUUCUCAUGAAUGCGGAUGUCAUCUGCUGCACCUGUGUGGGUGCUGGUGACCCGAGGCUUGCGAAGAUGCAGUUCCGCUCCAUCUUAAUCGACGAGAGCACCCAAGCCACCGAGCCAGAGUGCAUGGUGCCCGUGGUCCUUGGAGCCAAGCAGCUGAUCCUUGUGGGUGACCACUGCCAGCUGGGCCCAGUGGUGAUGUGCAAGAAAGCAGCCAAAGCCGGGCUGUCACAGUCACUCUUUGAGCGCCUGGUGGUGCUGGGAAUCCGUCCCAUCCGCCUGCAAGUCCAAUACCGGAUGCACCCCGCGCUUAGUGCCUUCCCAUCCAACAUCUUUUACGAGGGCUCUCUCCAAAACGGCGUCACUGCAGCGGACCGUGUGAAAAAGGGGUUUGACUUUCAGUGGCCCCAGCCUGACAAGCCCAUGUUCUUCUACGUGACUCAGGGCCAGGAGGAGAUCGCCAGCUCAGGCACAUCCUACCUGAACAGGACGGAAGCUGCCAACGUAGAGAAAAUUACCACAAAGCUGCUGAAGGCAGGAGCCAAGCCUGACCAGAUCGGCAUUAUCACACCCUACGAGGGCCAGCGCUCCUACCUGGUGCAGUACAUGCAGUUCAGUGGCUCCCUGCACACGAAGCUCUAUCAGGAGGUGGAGAUCGCUAGCGUGGAUGCCUUCCAGGGACGUGAGAAGGACUUCAUCAUCCUCUCCUGCGUGCGGGCAAAUGAGCACCAAGGAAUUGGGUUUUUAAACGACCCCAGACGUCUUAAUGUGGCCCUGACCAGAGCAAGGUACGGCGUCAUCAUCGUCGGCAACCCAAAGGCCCUGUCAAAGCAGCCACUGUGGAACCACUUGCUCAACUACUACAAGGAGCAGAAGGUGCUGGUGGAGGGGCCGCUGAACAACCUCCGGGAAAGCCUCAUGCAGUUUAGCAAGCCCCGGAAGCUUGUCAAUACCAUCAACCCGGGGGCCCGCUUCAUGACAACAGCCAUGUACGAUGCCCGUGAGGCCAUCAUCCCAGGAUCAGUCUACGACCGGAGCAGCCAGGGUCGGCCCUCAAACAUGUACUUUCAGACCCACGACCAGAUCGGCAUGAUCAGCGCUGGCCCCAGCCACGUGGCUGCCAUGAACAUUCCUAUUCCCUUCAACCUGGUUAUGCCACCCAUGCCGCCGCCAGGCUACUUUGGACAAGCUAAUGGGCCAGCGGCAGGCCGGGGUGCCCCCAAAAGCAAGACUGGUCGUGGGGGGCGCCAGAAGAAUCGCUUCGGGCUUCCUGGACCCAGCCAGACCAACCUCCCCAACAGCCAGGCCAGCCAGGAUGUGGCCUCGCAGCCUUUCUCCCAGGGAGCCCUGACGCAGGGCUACAUCUCCAUGAGCCAGCCCUCCCAAAUGAGCCAACCCGGUCUCUCCCAGCCCGAGCUGUCCCAGGACAGUUACCUUGGUGAUGAGUUUAAAUCACAGAUUGAUGUGGCGCUAUCUCAAGACUCCACAUACCAGGGAGAACGGGCGUACCAGCAUGGCGGGGUGACGGGGCUGUCCCAGUACUAGAAGGUGGCGGCGGAAGAGCUAAGCUACGUGGCUUAGUCCAUCAGCAUCUUAUUCUGGGUAAUAAAAAAUAAAAAUAAAUGGAUACCUGUUUUCCACUGCUAAAACUGAAGCACCACUGUGUGAGCAACAGGAGAGGGAGAGGAGCAACCGAGGGAGAGAGGAACCGAGACAGAGCGAGCGCCCCCUGCUGGCACGCGGCGGCGGCGAGGAGAAGGAGAAGGGAGAGCGGGAGGUGGGCCGGCCGCGCAGGAGCCGCCUGGCCAGUCCCUGUCCAGCCCCGCUGCCGAGGAGGCCCAGCUCGCUGCGUCCACACCUGGGUCUGCGACCAGGGCGGAGGGAGGAAGACCCUCAUCUCAGAGUAGCCCUUUCCUCUGUUCUUUUUUCUUUCUUUUUUCUUUUAUUGAAAGGGGACUACGUUU